Messenger RNA from Arabidopsis lyrata subsp. lyrata, 708 nucleotides. RefSeq lists its product as uncharacterized. Lineage: Eukaryota; Viridiplantae; Streptophyta; Magnoliopsida; Brassicales; Brassicaceae. Gene Ontology annotation, molecular function: nucleic acid binding; RNA-DNA hybrid ribonuclease activity. The transcript has a single exon. The record is from RefSeq and is a predicted model, not a curated record. Bases 1 to 708 code for a protein of 235 amino acids.
AUGAGCAAUGAUGGAGUAUCUCUCAAUAUGCGUAUGGCGAUCCCUUGGUUUUUGUGGGGUAUAUGGAAGCAUCGUAAUGGUAUAAAAUACGCUGGGACUCAAGGUGAUUUGAAUGCUCUUGUAACUCAUGCACUUGAAGAAGCGGAGGUGUGGAAUAAGUUAAUGGAGGCACCAUCACAUUCUUCAAGUGGCAGGGCUACGGUUAUUAGACUUGAUUCUCGUUGGUCUAAACCUCCGCUUGAGAUGCUCAAAUGUAAUAUCCAUGUGUCAUGGUUGAAUGAUUCUCACAUGUGUGGUGGAACGUGGAUUGUAAGGAAUCACCAAGGAGAUGCAGUCUUUCAUGCGAGAGAAAUGUUUUUACCAGCUUCAAAUCGCAUUGCCGCUGAAUUAAGAGGGUUUUUAUGGAUGUUACACAGUCUUUAUGAUCUACAUUUGAAUAACAUCGAGGUUUGGUCGGAUUGCAAUGCUGCAGUGGAAGCAAUUAUUGAUUCACCAAAUUGGCCACGGUAUCAUUCUUAUCUUGACAGAAUUCACCGCUUACUUCCUCAGUUUGGUAAAGUAAUUUUCAAGGUAUCAUCUACAAAAGCGAAUGGGAUAGCACGAGAGAUAGCUUCGAGCGUCACGAGGGAUGGACGUGAGCAGUCCUACUUAGCUCGUGGUGGUCAUGUGUGGUUGCAGUCCCGUAUCGAUGAGGAAAAGAGGCGUUAA